AUGCAGGACACACAGCGCCUCCUGCUGGGAUCCUCUGUGCUACUGCACUGCUCCUUCCAGGAUGACCUGGGGCAGGACCCUGGGGCCCCGCCCCCGGAGCCUCCGAGGGUCAAAUGGAGCGUGAAGAGCGAGGACGGGUCCCGUAGGGUCCUGGUGUCUCUGAACGGGACGGUGCGCGUGGAGGAGGACUAUGUGGACCGGGCGCACCUGCCGCACUGGCCUAGCCACGCCCCCACCAAGACAGGCCCCGCCCCCACCGAGACAGGUCCCACCCCCACCGAGACAGACCCCGCCCACGACGUGUCCCUGCUCCUGUCCCAGCUGCGGCGCUCGGACUCGGGUGUUUACCGAUGCGAGGUGCAGAGAGGCAUCGAGGACCAUCACCAGGACAUCAGGGUCAAUGUCAUCGGGGCGGUGUUCCAUUAUCGCGCCGCAGGAGGCCGAUAUAACCUAACGUUCGCAGAGGCUCAGGCCGCCUGCUCAGAGAACAGCGCCACCGUGGCCUCACCACAUGAACUGCAAGCGGAGUUUGAGGACGGGCUUCACCAAUGCGACGCAGGCUGGCUCUCCGACCGCACCGUCAGGUACCCGAUCCACGAACCCCGGGAGGAGUGUUUCGGGGACAAGCUGACUCUUCCCGGAGUCCGGACGUACGGACGACGAGACGAAAACGAGACGUACGAUGUUUACUGCUUCACAUCCAACAUGAGUGGUGGAGUCUCCCCCCUGUCCUCCCCCCUCCUCUUCUCUCUCCCUGAAGCGCACUCGGCCUGUGAUUAUGGGGGAGGACGGCUGGCAACGGUGGGGGAGCUGGUCCUGGCCUGGUCCCGGGGUCUGGACUCCUGUAGUCCCGGCUGGCUCAUGGACGGCAGUGUGAGGUUCCCCGUGACCACCCGGCGCCCUCAGUGUGGGGGCGGGCUCCUCGGGGUCCGGACCGUCCACCUGAACCCAGACCAGACCGGGUUUCCCCUGCCCCAGAGCCGCUACCAGGCCUUCUGCUACUCAGAGCUCGCCACGGAGGAGGAGGGCAGUGGCGGCGUCGUCAUGGUGACGCAGCGGCCUCUGUUCUUCCCCGUGACGACGGCGAGCAGUGAAUCUCAGGGAGAGACCGAGACGCUGCAGCCAAUCAGCAGCGAAAACAGACCAGUGACUCCGCCCCCCUUCUCUACACGGCCACUCCGCUUACCUUUUGAUGCAGAGCCAAAGGUCACACUGCCCCCUACAGGUGUGGUCUUCCACUACAGACCCGGUCGCAGGUACUCCCUGACCUUCUCGGAGGCUCAGGAGGCCUGCCUCAGAGCAGGGGCUCGGGUCUCCACAGGACCAGAACUCGAGGAUGCUUUCAGGACUGGACUGCACCAGUGUGACGCCGGCUGGGUCCAGGACCAGACCGUCAGGUAUCCAGUGGUCCGGCCCAGGGCAGAGUGUGGAGGGGGCGGUAGUCCCGGAGUCCGGACUUACGGCUGGAGACCUGAAGACGAGACUUGGGACGUGUACUGCUACAGCGCCACCAGCAGAGGUGAGGUGUUCCCAGUGGCGGCCCCUGGUGGAUGGUCGUUCUCUGAGGCUUCACGCGCCUGCUCUGCGGAGGGGGCGGAGCUUGCCACGGUGGCUGACCUGCACGUGGCCUGGAGGAUGGGCUUUGAUUGGUGCAGAGCAGGGUGGCUCUCUGACGGAUCUGUGCGAUAUCCAAUCAGCUGGCCCCGACCGCAGUGUGGGGGCGGAGCUACAGGAGUUCACACAAUUUACAUCAACGACGACCAGAGCGAGAACCCCCCCGAGAGGACCCGCUUCGACGCGUUCUGUACACGAGUGUCCAAUGGAACAGUUGAGGUUUUGAACAAGACGAGCUCGACACUCCACACCAAACCAGCUCCCAUCCCUUCUCCGGAUCCCGUGGACUCCUCUGGGUCUGGUCUUUCCUCUGGGUCUGGUCUGGUCCAAUCUGGGUCCGGUUUGACUUCUGCACAAGAGGCUGGAGGGGAGGGCAGUUCCGCGCUCAUCGUACCCAGCAUAGAGGACCACCUCUCUGGGGAGAGCAGCGGCAGUGGCAGCCCAUCUGGAUCUGGACAGUUCAGCGCAGGGUCCAGUGGUUUCUCCUCUGGUUCAGGAGAAAGUGGAUUCUUCUCUGGUCUGGGCUCGGGUCUGGACUCGGGUCUGGACUCGGAUCUGAGCUCUGGUCUGGGCUCUGGUCCGGGCUCGGGUCUGGGCUCUUUGGGCAGUGGAUCUAUGAACUUUGUGAAUGGAGACCUGAUGGACUUCACGGUUCAUUCCGGCUCUAGGCAGGAACUAGGCUCCAACACCCUGUUGUUUUCUGGAUCUGGUCUUGGCUCAGGUCUGGGGUCGGGUCAUGGUUCUGGACUGGGGUCUGGUCUUGGUGAAUCUGGCUCAGGCUCCUCUGGCAGUGGGUCUGUGAACUUUGUGGAUGGAGACCUGGUGGACUUCACUCUUUUCUCCGGAGAUAAACAAGAACUAGGCUCAGGGUCUCUGCUGUUCUCUGGAUCUGGUCUUGGGUCUGGGCUUGGAUCGGGACUUGGUUCUGGACAGGGGUCUGGUGUGGCCUCGGGUCUUGGGUCUGGUCUGGGUGAAUCUGGCUUAGGCUCCUCUGGCAGUGGAUCUGUGAACUUUGUGGACGGAGACCUGGUGGACUUCACUCUUUACUCCGGAGAAAAACAAGAACUAGGCUCAGGGUCUCUGCUGUUCUCUGGAUCUGGUCUCCGCUCGAGUCUCGGCUCUGGAUUGGGACUCCCCUCUGGGUCUGGGUUCGAUAAGGUCGCAUUUGGGGAGUCUGGCUCGAGUUCUGGCUCAGGGUCUGGAUUCUCUGGUCUCCCGGAUAUCACAAUGGACCGGUUUUCGGGCUUCAAUGAGAAGUACGGUUUCGGUUCCGGGUCUGGACGAGGUCCUGAGGAGGCCUCUGGAUUGACUUUCUCCGGUCCUGUUACACCACCGUCUGUCACUGACAAUGCUGGCCCCGCCUCCAUGUUUGCCCCGCCCCCUCAGGAGAACUCCACCAAUCAGCUGCCUCCAGGUCUCUGUGGGGCGGACUGGACGGUCUUUGAGUCCCGCUGUUACCUGAUGAUGUCUCAGCGUCUCACUUGGUUGGAGGCGGAGCUUCAGUGCAGAGAGAUGAACGGUCAUCUGACCAGCAUCAACUCCGAGCACGAGCUGGACUUUGUGACCGGUUUGGGUCCAGUUUAUCAGUGGAUCGGACUCAACGAUCGAGAAGUCGAAGGAACUUUCACCUGGACGGACCAGUCAGAUCUGGCCUUUGCUCAGUGGCGCCCCCAUCAGCCCGACUCGUACUCGGGGCCAGAGGAGGACUGUGUGGCUCUGAUCCCGGAGAAUGGAGGAGAGUGGAACGACCUGCCAUGUACCUACCACCUGCCAUUCACCUGUGAGAGAGACCCCCCCAGUGACCAGUGGUGGUGA
This is a messenger RNA of Knipowitschia caucasica, 3429 nucleotides long. The record is from the annotation of a GenBank genome assembly. Lineage: Eukaryota; Metazoa; Chordata; Actinopteri; Gobiiformes; Gobiidae.